AGACAAAAAGGGAACGAAAUGGCGAUCGCAUUUAAUAUUGCGAUCUGUUCAAUAUUUUUACUGGGUAUUGUGGUAGCCACCAAGACUCAGAAAUGGGUUCCAUAUGCAGAUUCUCUAGAUGAAAAUCAGGGAUUGGAUGAGCAGUCACAGUUGCAGUCACAAUCACAGAUUCAGAGUCAAGGGACGUCACAAUCACAAAGUCAAGCUCAAAUUCAAUCACAGCCUGAACCAAGAUCAUGUUUACAGUGUCAGCAAGCUAGUUACCAACAAUACAUUGCACAGAUAGACAUCGAGAUUGACGCCAAGCUGGACACGCCCAAACUGAUCUCAAAAUAUGGACAUCAAGCAGAGACCCAUUACGCAUUCACUGCCGACGGCUACAAGCUCUGCCUACAUCGAAUUCCGCGAUCUGGAGCCACACCCGUCCUAUUGGUACAUGGCCUGAUGGCCAGCUCGGCCACCUGGGUGCAGUUCGGUCCAUCCCAAGGUCUGGCCUACAUCCUGUCCCAAAGCGGGUACGACGUCUGGAUGUUGAACACCAGAGGUAACGUCUACUCGGAGGAGCGCCUGGCCGGUCGGGAGAGCGACAAGGUCUUCUGGGACUUCUCUUUCCACGAGAUCGGGCAGUACGAUCUACCGCUGCAGACCAAAAUGCCGAGCAUCCAGUACAUUGGUCACUCGCAGGGAUCCACGGCCUUCUUUGUGAUGUGCAGUGAAAGGCCUGACUAUGUAGGCAAGAUCUCAUUGAUGCAGUCCCUCUCGCCAUCAGUUUAUAUGGAAGAAACACGCAGUCCGGCCCUCAAGUUUAUGAAACUUUUUUCUGGUGGCUUCACAAUGUUGUUGAAUCUCCUAGGCGGCCACAAGAUCUCUCUGAAGAACAAGAUCGUUGACAUGUUCCGUAACCACAUCUGCAACAAACUUAUCCCCAGCCGCAUCUGUGCCAUCUUUGAAUUUGUGGUGUGCGGAUUUAACAUCAACAGCUUCAAUAUGACGCUAUCGCCCAUUUUGGAAGGUCACGCCUCGCAGGGAAGCUCCGCUAAACAGAUCUAUCAUUUCGCCCAAAUGCAGGGCAAGUCUGAGUUCCAAAAGUACGACUACGGGCUUAUUCUGAAUAAGCUACGCUACAAGUCCAUAUUCCCCCCAACUUACAACCUUUCCCUGGCACUGGGCAAGGUGGCCCUUCACCGCGGAGAUGGCGACUGGUUGGGAUCGGAAUCGGAUGUCCUUCGACUGGAGCGUGACCUGCCCAACUGCAUAGAAAACAGGAACAUUCGCUUCGAAGGAUUCUCUCAUUUCGAUUUCACGAUCUCCAAGGACGCUCGAUCCUUGGUCUACGAUCGCGUAAUCGGUCUGUGUGGUUCUAAUCGUUAAUAGCUUAGAUAACAAAUUGUACUCUUAGCUUACAACUGAAAUUUAAGCUGCUUUGCUUAGCACAGAAUAUUAUGAAUACAAAAAUAAAGAUA
Drosophila sechellia is the source of this 1463-nucleotide messenger RNA. Its product is annotated as lipase 3. Lineage: Eukaryota; Metazoa; Arthropoda; Insecta; Diptera; Drosophilidae. Gene Ontology annotation, biological process: lipid metabolic process. Gene Ontology annotation, molecular function: hydrolase activity, acting on ester bonds. The record is from RefSeq and is a predicted model, not a curated record.